GGUUGCUGUCAUUGUUUUUCUCCUGUCUUUGGUUAUUUUCUAGAUGUGAUGUCAGAUGAACCCACUGGAAGUGAUGAAAGGUGUAGUUUAUUGAGCACUUUGGAGCUUUUUAUAGGAAACUGAGCUGCCUAAAACACGAUGAAAGUCUACAGUGGCGGACUACUCCGUCUGCCACAGGUCUGUCACUGCGCUGCGGUGAUAAUAGCGACAUAAUGGCAUGUAGGAGCGGCUGCUGCUGCGGCUCUUCUGGUCCCAUCAACGAGGACAACGCGCGGUUCCUGCUGCUGGCGCUCUUCAUCAUCCUCUACCUGCUGUGCGGAGCCGCCGUCUUCUCCGCGCUGGAGCAGCCUAAGGAGCGGGAGGCGAAGGAGCGAUGGGCGCAGAGGUUCGAGCACUUCUCUCAGAAGUAUAACCUGAGCAAGAAGGAGCUGAGGAACUUUCUGAAGAACUACGAGGAAGCGAACGUGGCGGGGAUACGCGUGGAUACGACCAGACCCCGGUGGGACUUCCCUGGAGCUUUUUACUUCGUGGGCACUGUGGUGUCAACAAUAGGGUUUGGGAUGACUACUCCUGCCACCAUCGGAGGAAAAAUCUUCUUGAUGUUUUACGGCCUACUGGGUUGUGCGGCCACCAUCCUCUUCUUUAACCUGUUUCUGGAGCGGGUCAUCACUGUCAUAGCUGUCGUCCUCAAGUCCUUUCAUGAACGGCGCCGCAACAAGGCCGUGCUGCCGCAGAACGGACGGAGGGUCUCAGAGGAAGUAGAGGCAGGCGGAGUAGAAAAGCGCGAAGAGCUUGCUGGAUGGAAACCCUCCGUUUAUUGCGUGAUGUUUAUCCUUGGAGCGGCAGCGAUCUUGGUGUCCUGCUGUGCCUCGUUGAUGUACUCAGCUGCUGAAGGUUGGGGCUACCUGGACUCACUCUACUUCUGCUUCGUGGCCUUCAGCACCAUUGGGUUUGGGGAUAUGGUCAGCAGUCAGAGAAUCUCCUACGAGGGUCACGCUACAGCUGCGUACCGGGUUGGAAACUUCUUCUUUAUCCUCACGGGGGUCUGCUGCAUCUACUCCCUCUUCAACGUCAUCUCCAUUGUCAUCAAGCAGGUCCUCAACUGGCUACUUAGAAGGCUGGAAGCCCCGUGCCGCUGCUGCUUUCCCAGGAGGGGACCUCACCGGCACCCUCGCCGUAAUGUGGUCGCUCCGGGCCAUCUCCGUGCCCGCAGGGACCUCUCUAUCGAAACAGAUGCCAUAAAUGAGAGCGAGACUGACCCAGGUCGCAGGAUGUCUGGGGAAAUGAUCUCCAUGAGGGACUUUUUAGCAGCAAACAAGGUCAACUUGGCCAUCAUGCAGAAGCAGCUCUCAGAGAUGGCUGUUGGACAUCCUCGGCAGUCCGGCUCCUGCUCGCAUCAGAACGGCUUCUCGGGAGGGGUGGGCGCCCUGGGCAUCAUGAACAACCGGCUGGCAGAGACCAGCGUGGACAGAUAAGGGGGCAGAUUUUUAAAAGAUGCAGAGAAGAGUUUGAGGCGAGUGUGGGCUAACUGACACUGAUAGUGACCCUCCAUCUCAGUCCGCUUUCCUCUCAGGAAGAUGACUCUGUGACAGUUUGCCGAAGUCUUUCAACCGAACCGGAGUUCUGGAAUGCUCCCUGAUGAUGAACCCAGUUUCCAUGGUGAUAAAUAAAAAUGCCUGCCUAGAGCCCCGUUUCUGAGCUUCUUCACACCUAAAUGCAACUUCCACUCAUCUGCAAUCCUCAGCAGUGUUGUUGUUUUAUGACUCGAUCCAAGUCUGUUUCACAGCUGUAACUGUGCAGUGUA
Messenger RNA from Cyprinodon variegatus (sheepshead minnow), 1804 nucleotides. RefSeq names its product potassium channel, two pore domain subfamily K, member 13 (gene kcnk13b). Gene Ontology annotation, cellular component: membrane. Gene Ontology annotation, molecular function: potassium ion leak channel activity. The record is from RefSeq and is a predicted model, not a curated record. The transcript has 3 exons. The coding region runs from base 213 to 1475 and encodes 420 amino acids. Gene Ontology annotation, biological process: stabilization of membrane potential; potassium ion transmembrane transport. NCBI's taxonomy places the organism in Eukaryota, Metazoa, Chordata, Actinopteri, Cyprinodontiformes, Cyprinodontidae.